Molecule: messenger RNA, 3190 nt
Organism: Xenopus laevis (African clawed frog)
Lineage: Eukaryota; Metazoa; Chordata; Amphibia; Anura; Pipidae
Gene: tlcd2.S
Product: TLC domain containing 2 S homeolog
Exons: 4
Coding region: 418-1131 (237 amino acids)
Biological process (GO): membrane assembly; lipid homeostasis; regulation of membrane lipid distribution
Cellular component (GO): plasma membrane; membrane
Source: RefSeq, a predicted model, not a curated record
GACCAUUUUGCCAACCCCCCACGUGGCUGACUAUCUGAAGAGGGCGGGGUCCUUAGAUAAAGGGUGGAAGGAACUGACAGCAAUGUGACAGUCACACGAGCGCCGAACAUCUUCAUACAGACGCUGCUUCUCAGGCGCUGGUUUCCAAGGAGACGGGCAUAGGCGGGGCGCGUGUGAGGGGGAGCUGUGACUGUCCAAUGAGAGAACGCGGACCGGGUUGUUUGUUGGUGGUUCAUUCGGGAAAGUUACACAAGGUUGGAAAAGGGAGAGGGUGGCGGCAAGGGGCGCAUUGUUAGUCGCUGGAGCGUGCUUCUACUUAUCUAUCGAACCGCACCCGAUCCCCCGAUUCUCCCACCACGGGAGUAGCCUGUCAAAAAAAAGGUGCCUGGGGGUUUCCUUGUCCUGUUCGUAGCCAUAAUGGAGCUGCUAACUGUCGGUGCCUCUUUCGCCUGCUUUCGGCUCUUGAAUGGAGAACUCCAAAGGCUGGUGCCACCUCCGAGCUCCGCGCUUCGCAAUCCUUGGAAAUGGAGGAACAUUUGGACUUCCUUUGUGCACAGCCUCAUUACCGGCAGCUGGGCGCUAUUGGGGUUUUACCUGCACCCUGAGAUGGCUGAGGAUCUCAUCUCCACACACUCCCCUUUCUCACACAGCCUGGUUGCUGUGUCUAUAGGUUAUUUUAUUCAUGACUUUUUGGACAUGCUGCAGAAUCAGAAGCUACAUCAAUCAUGGGAGCUGCUUUUCCAUCACGCUGUGGUUAUAACAUGCUUUGGUAUCUCAGUGGUCCUCCAUCGCUAUGUGGGUUUUUCAGUGGUUGCAUUGCUGGUAGAAAUCAACUCCAUCUUCCUCCAUCUACGGCAAAUCCUGCUCAUGGCCAACUUGUUGAAAACCACCUUCUACCGACUUAACAGCCUGCUGAACUUGGGCACUUAUGUUAUCUUCAGAAUCAGCACUUUGGCCUGGAUGACCAGAUGGCUGGUGCUAAAUAGAGACAAUAUACCGCUUUUAAUCUACACCAUCGGCAGCGUGGGAAUGGCUAUCAUGACUGUGAUGAACAUCAUACUUUUCUAUCGUCUUCUGCAUAGUGACUUUCUUAAGUCUGCCCGGGAUCCCCAGCCUGAGAAAGAAAAAUGAAAAGCCAGACCGUUGGCUUGUGUUUUUUUUUUUGUUUUUUUUUUUACCAAGAACCAUUUGUGGUUUUCAUGCAGAGGCUUCCUCAGGAUUAAAAUCAAAAACCUAAUAACAAAGAAAUCCCAUUGCAAAGUUUACAUGGUAACUUUUUUGAAGGCAUUUGUGGUGAACCUUCUACCCAAUGCAUUUCCUUUGAGGAGAACCAUCUGAAGGCUUAAAAUCAAGAACCUAUUUAUACAGAAUUCCAUUGCUGAGCAUUGGCAGUGGCUCAGAGUUUACAUAGUAACCUUUUGUAGGCUUUCAUGGUGAACCUUCUACCCAAUGCAUUUACUUUGAGGAGAACCAUCUGAAGGCUUGGAAUCAAGAACCUAUUUAUACAGAAUUCCAUUGCUGAGCAUUGGCGGUGGCUCAGAGUUUACAUGGUAACAUUUUGAGGGCUUUCAUGGUGAACUGUCUACCCAAUGCAUUUCCUUUGAGGAGAACCAUCCAAAGACUUAGAAUCAAGAACCAACUUUUACAGAAUUCCAUUGCAGAGCAUUGGCAGUGGCUCUGUCGCUUUCUGCCAUAUUGACCAACAUCCAGUUGCAGAUUUCUCCCAAACAAGUAACUCCCAUCCGAAUCUCUAGAUUCAUUAAAGCACUUAAGAUCUGCUAUUGUGAGAACAUGUGCCUGCAUUUGUUGUUAUUCAACAAAAUUCCAAUUUAAUCAAUAACUGAGAAAUAAGCCACCCAUUUCCCUUUAGCAGAAUAUCCAACAUCAACCACUUAACCACUCACAAUAUCGCCAGAACUGGCUCUUUACAAUAACUUAAUGAGGCUGGGCCUCAUUGGCCAGAAUAAAUAAGAGUAGGUUUGCUGCAAAGGCUAAAGCCACUUUGGUACAAAGCAGGCCUACUUUCUACCUAGGAAGGCUCUCGUUUAUACUGAUGUUUUCUCAAAUUCGUCUCUUACUAUCUCUAAACAGAUAAGAGUAUGUCAUACCUAUGUGAACCAAUAUGAGGGGACUUUUUAUGUGAAAUUCUAAUAUAUCUAUGAUCUUAGAAGAAAAUAUCUGUUUUGUUUCACUGAAAAAUGUUAGACAUGGUACCCCAGAAAAGGGGGUAGAUUACAUAGAAGAUCAACUAUCAGACCUUUAGUCUCAAGGGCCAUAUGACGGCUCUAUGCAUACAUGUAGAUAUGCAGCAACUGGUUGUUUUGCGCAUAACAUUUCUUAUAAUUUCUUUAUUAUUAUCCAUUGGUGCAGAAUUACAGUUGCUCCGCAUUUGUUCAGUGAUCUAAGCUUGCACACUUUGGUAAAACUUAAUUGAUUGUGCCUGUGCAUGAAUAUCGUACAGUUUAUGGGAACCAAUACGCCUUACACUCCAUCAGUUCAUGAUGUGUAUUUAUGUCCAUCCUGUCUGAUUAUCUGGGAAUGUAUGGCCAAUAUUGGGGCUGUUUAGACAGAUAAUUCUGCCAAGCGUUAAAUAUUCUGUCAGUUUAGCUUUAAGGCCAGUUGUCUGGAGUUUUAUAUGGACCACUCCAUAUAAAGCCACUUUAAAGUGGACCUGUCACCCAGACAUUAAAACUGUAUAAUAAGUCAUUUUCAAAUUAAAUAUGAAAUCCAAAUUCUUUUUUUUCAUUAAAGCAUUCAUAGAUGUUUUAAAGUCAUUUAUAAUCUCAGCUGUCAAUCAAAUAUAGUCUGCCCCUCCUCUAUGCCUAAGGCAUAGAGGUGGGGGAGGCAAUUACUUUCACUUUCCAUUUAGCACUUCCUAGAUGUAACUGCACUCCCCACAUUCCCCUGUUUUCUUCACCAUUUAAUUUUGUAGCCAGUGCAUGGGGAUGGACAUCAGGUUCACAAAAUGGCUCCUGCCUGUUUGCUAUAAUAAUGAAGUCCCAGACUGAAGGCAACAAGAUUCAAAUAAUUUAUACAGUGUAAUUAAAGUUCAUUUGGCUUGACUAAUGUGAUAAAAUAGGAUUUGGAAUAAUUUUUUUAGGUGACCGGUCCCCUUUAAGAAAAUUCUAUUCUGCAUAUGCACAGUGAGUUCUGGUCUAUUAAAUGCUAUAAUGUACUGUUAUAAACAUCA